Messenger RNA from Lycium ferocissimum, 1194 nucleotides. RefSeq lists its product as uncharacterized. Bases 67 to 993 code for a protein of 308 amino acids. NCBI's taxonomy places the organism in Eukaryota, Viridiplantae, Streptophyta, Magnoliopsida, Solanales, Solanaceae. The record is from RefSeq and is a predicted model, not a curated record. The transcript has 3 exons.
UCAUAAACACAAAUAUUUUAAGGGAGCUUUAUUUUCUUUAUUAUCCCAUUAAAUUAUUUAGAGGCAAUGGUUGGAAUAUUGGCUAGGAGACCAUUCAGUCACCGGAUUUUGACCUGGGAUAACCGGGAAACUGAGAUUUCCUGCGAGCCUGCGAUAAAUAAUUCAGAUACAGUUUUCAGUUUUUUGGACGAGGAGGGUCAAAGUUCAUCACCUGAAAGUGUUAACGAUGAUGUUUAUGUUAAAAACGAAGACCAAGAUGAAGACGAAGAAAAUGAAUACAAAGAAAACGUUGAAGACAACCAAUUCUGGGAAACUCAACAUCAACUUUUACAAGCUGUUUUAUGCCGGACAACAUCAUUAGAAUCACAGAUCCGAAGCAUUACUAAAGAGACAGUAAAAGUAACAAAGCAGUCGGAAAAUGGCUGCAAUUGCCGGAAAAUGGUCAACGAUGUUUGCCGGAACUGUCUGAUGAAAGAGGUGUGUAGUCGUCUACAAAAUGCAGGUUUUAACUCUGCAAUUUGCAAGUCUAAGUGGAAGAGCUCACCAGAUAUUCCCUCAGGUGAACACGCAUUCAUAGACGUGGUGGACAAUUCGAGUUCUAAGAAAGGAGAAGUGAGGGUAAUUAUUGAAUUAAAUUUUAGAGGCGAAUUCGAAUUAGCCAAAGCAAGCGAAGAAUAUAAUCGACUGGUCAAAUGCCUGCCAGAAGUGUUUGUUGGGAAAAUCGAAAGAUUACUAUCAUUAAUCAAGAUUUUGUGCAAUGCUGCAAAGAAGUGCAUGAAGGAGAAGAAAAUACAUAUAGCACCAUGGAGGAAACAAAAAUACAUGCAAGCUAAGUGGCUUAAAACAGUCGAACGAAGGGCAGCAAAUAAUAAAACAACGUUAUCCAACGCUGAUUAUACAAUCCCACUGCCACGGCGGCCAAGGGCAUCCAUGCUUACAAUGGAUUUGUUGGAAUUUUUGCCUAAUUUACAUUGCACUGCAGUUGUGGCGUAAAGCUAGGGGUAUGAACAUCAGUUUGUAUGAUCCAUAGAUCUCUGUACAUUUGAAUUAACAUUCGUUUUCUUUGGUUUGGGGGGAGGGGGUUAAUAUUUUUUUUUUUUUCUUUAGGUAAUUUCAGUUGGAGCUAAUUAAAAUUCUUGAAGUGAAAAGCGAGCAAGUUCACCACAAUUAAUGUCCAAUUUCAGUUGAGUUGUA